Messenger RNA from Ruditapes philippinarum (Manila clam), 2151 nucleotides. RefSeq lists its product as uncharacterized. The record is from RefSeq and is a predicted model, not a curated record. The transcript has 2 exons. Lineage: Eukaryota; Metazoa; Mollusca; Bivalvia; Venerida; Veneridae. The coding region runs from base 4 to 1242 and encodes 412 amino acids. Gene Ontology annotation, molecular function: zinc ion binding.
GCGAUGAUGAGAGGAUUUGUGCCGUUAUAUCUUGGUUUUGAAAGCAUAACAAGGGAAGAUAUUAUCAACCAUCACACUAGACCGUUAGCCAAGUCCCUUUUUGAUGCAAAUGAUGGGAAAGUUAUUUUAGUUCUUGAUGGAACUUAUGUUUAUAUUCAGAAAAGUAAUAAUUUUAGCUUUCAAAGACGUUCAUAUUCAAUGCACAAAGGUCGUCCAUUAGUGAAGCCCAUGGUUAUUGUUACAACAACCGGAUACUUUGUUACAGUGAUGGGCCCUUAUUUUGCUGAUUCAAAGAACAAUGAUGCUUCUAUCCUGAAUCAUAUGUUGAAAACAAAUACUGAAGAGAUAAGGGACUUUAUUCAGGAGGAUGAUAUUUUUGUUGUCGAUAGAGGUUUCCGUGAUUCUCUUGAACUUUUACAAGAUUUAGGCAUUAGGGUGGAAAUGCCUUCAUUUCUAUCCAAGGGACAAAAACAGAUGACUUGUGAUGAUGCAAACAAUAGUAGAUUUGUAACCAAGAUUCGCUGGGUUGUAGAAUCGGCAAAUGCCCGGAUUAAAAGUUGGAAAUAUUUUAAUCAUGUUCUCCCAACUAAUCAAAUUCCAUACAUUGGUGACUACAUAAGAAUAGUUUGCGCAAUAUGCAACAAGUAUUUUAAACCACUUUGCAAUGCUGAUAGUGAUGACGAUUCACGUUUGGCCUCAAAGAUGCGUGCAUUAUCAUCAAACGCAAACAUAUUAAAAUCUUAUGUUGAAGAUAAUAAUCUUGAAAGAAGAUCAGCUUUAUGGAAACCUGUGGACGACUCAUCAUUGCAAAGUUUUCCAAGGUUUAACGAAGAACAGUUGAGAUCGUUGACGUGUGGCGUAUAUCAACUUAAAAUGUCAUCAAGUUAUAUACAGGAACAUUUAGAUGGAAACUGUGAAAUCCAUGUCCACAAUGAUGAUUCUGAUUUGAUCCGGGUACGGAUCCAAAGUCGGCACACGUCAUCCAGGAAAUAUCUGUUAUGGAUAAGAUUUUCUGCUGCAGAUAUUGAAGCUUGGUAUUGCAAAUGUCGUGCUGGAGAACGUGUUGUUGGUAUGUGCUCACAUAUUGCCUCUGUUGUGUGGUAUUUAAGUUAUGCAAGGCAUUUACAAUGUCAGAAGUUUGGUGUACACAACUGGGGAGAGUAUCUUGCAGAUGCUGGCAAAAUACCAGAGACAAUAGAUGAAACUGACUCUGAUACAGACGUCAGUGUUAUAGAAGAAUAGUGGACUUUGAACACUUUGUUGUUUACAUUCUGCUUAUUUCGCAGGGCUCUGCAACAAUUAAACUGCAGUGAAGUAAUAAUUGUAAGAUUUUUCUUUCACAAAUGGAUUGUUAUAACAGUGGAAGUACAAUUAAUCCUUGUAAUAAUUAAUUGUAAUUUACUUACGUUAUUGAUUUAAACAUAUUUUAUUGCUCUUUUUGUACACAUUUAUAACGUUAUAUUAUCAUAAUAUAAACACAAAAGUAGCAAAACGGUUGAAACACGAGUUCUUACAACAUCAGCAAACGGUUUUCCCUGAUAUAUUGAAUUAUCUUAUAAUAAUAAUAAUGAUAAUAAUAAUAAGACAGUUACAAACCAAAUCGAAUGAUAGUACUUGUGUUAUUGAUGUAAUGUAUUUACAUAUAAUUAUAUUGUAUUUAUAUAUAUGUAUUUAAGAAAAUAGUAUACAACAAUGACGGCUUCAUAACAUUAUAGUGACCAAUCUGACUGAAGCGGAAGGCUAAUGUCCGUGCUAAUGUCUGUUUGAUGUUUCGGGCUGACUGGGAGGUCAGUAAAAUGCUAAGAGUUGUUUUGAGUUAUUUCUUAUUUAAUAUAACUUCAUUGUAAAAGUUGGAAAUCAUAUUGUUUAAAUCACAAACAAUCUUUUAAAAUGCAAUGAAAAUUAUUGGCAUUCAGCUUAUAUUACGUGCGCUUUUUUUUAUUUUUCACACCGUAACACAUUAUAAUACUCCUCGCUCAGACGGUAAUUUUUUUUUCAGACCGAUGACGUCAUCGUGAAUAAAGGCCCCUUUAUGUACCCGAAAUGCAAUACUUUCAUUUUUAUUUCUCAAAAUAUUUUUUAGUUUCAAACAAGUUACUCAUUGGUCUUCUUCUUCUGUUACUUUUAGGCAAUAAGUACAUAUAUAAUAAC